AUGGACUUCCGAUACCAAGUCCAAGCUUACCACAUUGACAACGAUGAUCUUUGUAUAAUAUCUUCUGUACUGGACAAGUUUCAUGUGCACAAGCAUAAGGGAAACAAGCCCAUUGACAAUUGGCACAUCCCCAAGUUAGAACUCAUGCAGAGCAUUGUACCAAGUGUGAAGCAUGUCAGGGUCACCAUCCAAUGGACUGCCGAUGUAACUGAACAUGCCCAUGUAUUGGAGAUCAAGACACCUGCAUCAGCUAGCAAUAACAAUAACUACAAUCCUCAAAUUUGCUGGUACCUCGAUCACACUGAAAAAUGUAGGAUGUUUGAACUCGCAACAUCAUUAUAUGAAUUGAAGACUCAAUCCCAUGGUCGUGUGGAAGAAAAGUCCUUGGAGGUUGAGGAUGGGAGUUCUGAUGAUGGCAACAGUGAGAUCAGUGAUCAUGAGGAGGUGAAUCUAGUUUCCAAGAUGCCAGGUCCCAUGUGGCCUGUCACCAAUUACUUCGCCAUCCCUGUGCGCCUCAGGACCCAGGAUCCAGACUCCAUUCCCUUCCCCUUGCAUAGUUUUAUCACAGAUGCUGCCCUUGUUGAUUUUCUAAAUCAUGAGAAGGUGUAUGGACCAAGCUCUGUGCACACUAUAAGUGGGCAAUGUUGGGGAUCAAGCUCUUCAACCCUGCCUUUUACCAAUCUGCAGGUUUGGUACAAGAUGCAGCUGCAGAACAUGGCAAUACAUGAUAUCAUGGACAUCCUCCCUGCCCAGACACUCUUCUGUUCUCCACCUUGUGAGACCUGGACCCUUGGCCACUAUGAUGCAGCUAUCAUCAAUGUGGACCCCUGUUUCAAAUGGCCAGAGAGCAGCCUGAAAGGUUCAUGGUCCACACUACUUUUCUGUGUCACUCACAAGAGUAUCUUAGGUCAUGUUGUUGGCCAGCUCCAUCUCCUGAUGCACCCUUUUGGCAAGAGGGGGGUAAGAUGGUUGUGGACAGACCAUUUUUUGGUCUACAUACAACAUGCAACACACCUACAUAUCCUUAGGCAUGCAAAGAGAGCAAAUGGCCAAUGUCUUGGCGAUGACAUCCUGCUCAGUCAGGUCUGGGUGUUCGCACAUCUCAUACCUUGCUUUGGGCAAACUGCAGAUAAUCGAUUGAUGGCAUACAACUCCUUUGAGCAUUCUACUGAAUUCUAUCUCAACAAAUACUUCAACAAAAAUAUGUACUUUGCCCUAAGUCAUUCAGACUCUCCUCCCAUCUAG
Messenger RNA from Pisolithus orientalis, 1245 nucleotides. RefSeq lists its product as uncharacterized. The record is from RefSeq and is a predicted model, not a curated record. The coding region runs from base 1 to 1245 and encodes 414 amino acids. NCBI's taxonomy places the organism in Eukaryota, Fungi, Basidiomycota, Agaricomycetes, Boletales, Pisolithaceae. The transcript has 4 exons.